Molecule: messenger RNA, 3663 nt
Organism: Ctenocephalides felis (cat flea)
Lineage: Eukaryota; Metazoa; Arthropoda; Insecta; Siphonaptera; Pulicidae
Exons: 7
Coding region: 1-3663 (1220 amino acids)
Molecular function (GO): RNA-DNA hybrid ribonuclease activity; nucleic acid binding
Source: RefSeq, a predicted model, not a curated record
AUGGGAGAUUUUAAUGUUCACCAUUAUGCGUGGGGUUGCUCAUAUAGUGAUAGAUAUGGUAAUGAACUAUUGGAAUCAAUUGAAGAAAACAAUUUAUAUUUAGUGAACAAUGGAAGUCCGACUCUGGUAUUCAAAAAUACAAAAACGGUGGUUGAUAUAACUUUAUGUUCAUCAGAAAUAAUAAAUAAGAUAAAGUGGGAAGUGCAAAAGGAGUCACUGGGAUCUGAUCAUUUUCCAAUCCAUGUUGAACUUAAUGUGAAAAAUGACAAAUAUAAAAAUACAUCAGUAAGAAAAUGGAAUUGUAAACGAGCAGACUGGGAUAAAUAUAAAUCCGUUAUAGAAGAAAAAUGCGAAAAGAUAGAUAAUUCUACAACAGAAGUUAGUUAUAGUGAAUUAUUAGAUUGGAUUGAUAGUGCAGCUAACAGCAGUAUACAAAUUAAUAAGGUGAGGAAUAAAACCAGAAGACCAAUGUGGUUUGAUAAUGAGUGCUUGGAUUUAAUUAAAAAACGAAGAGAAAUAGAAGCAAAAUACAGAAAUAAUGCGAACUGGGAAAACUUUAUGGAAUGUGAAUCGGGAAAUGUAUCAAAAUGUAGUGAUGAUGUAUUAGAUGUUCUAGUAGACAAAAUAGCACCACCAGGAGUUAGUUACAAUAUUGAUGAAGAUUUAAAUGGGUAUGCGGAAAUGGAAAAUGAUUUAUUAAGUAAACCGUUUACAAAAUGGGAACUAGAAAAAACCUGGAAUAAAAGAACGGAUACAGCGCCUGGAUUAAAUAAUAUUCAAUAUUCAAUGUUAAGAAACCUUCCAGAGAAAGGUAAACAAAUAUUACUAAAGAUAAUUAAUAAAUAUUGGAAGAGGCCUGAAUUAAUUGAUGACUGGCAUAUUAAUAAAGUGAUUUUAUUAAGAAAACCAAAUAUAAAUAGAAAUGAAAUAGAUGCCUAUAGACCAAUAACUUUAAGCUCGUGCAUAGCCAAGAUAAAAGAUAGAUUGAUAAAGAGGAGGCUAGAAUGGUGGUUGGAACAUAAUAAAAUAUUCCCAAGAACUCAAUUUGGUUUCAGAAGAAAACAUAGUACAAUGGAUAAUUUAAGUAUAUUUAUUAGUGACAUAUAUUUGGCAUUUUCUAGAAAUACAUAUGUUGUAGCACUAUUUAGUGAUAUAAAGGGAGCUUAUGACAAUGUGAUACCUAAUAUUUUAAUGGAUAAAUUAUUAAAAAAAAUAGUUUUAGAGAUGAAUGAUAGAAAAUAUGAAAGAUACUUAUACAAAGGACUUCCGCAAGGGGGUAUACUGAGUCCUUUAUUAUAUGCUUUAUAUGCUUAUGAUUUAGAAAAAAUUUGGGUACCUGGAACAAAGAUCUUACAAUAUGCUGAUGAUGUUGUGAUUUAUGUAGAAAGGAAAACAUUAAAAGAUGCUUUGGAGAUUAUGACAAACAAUAUUGAUUUAUACAAUUUAUGGUUGAGCAAAAAUGGUUUAACAUUAUCAGAAGAAAAAAGUACGAUUGGAAUUUAUCUAGAUCAAAAGUUGGCAUUCAACACACAUAUAGAAAGUAUUGAAAAAAAGACAGAAAAAAGUAUAAAUAUAUUAAGAAUGUUAAAUAAAACUUGGAAUGGUUUACAUCCAAGUUCAGCAUUAAACCUAUAUAGAGUAUUAAUUCGACCAAAAUUAGAUUAUGGCUCUUGGAUAUUUAGUAACAGCAGAAAAAUUCAAGAUUUAGACAAGAUUCAAUAUCGAUGUCUUAGAAUAUGUAUAGGAGCAAUGAAGUCAACGCCAACAAAUGUAUUAUUAUUGGAAAGUGGAGAAAUGCCAUUAGAAAUAAGACGAAAGCUCUUAUGUGAUAAAUAUAUUUUGAAAAACAUGAUAAAUAAUGAAUCUGUGUUGAAUUACAAACUGAUGGAAAUAUGGAGAUGUAUAGAUAGGAGCACAUAUUGGAUAAACAAAAAAGUACCAGACAUUCUAAGCAGUUUUCAAUUUUUAAAGGAUUAUAGGAAAUUUAACGUAGUCCAUGGAGUUCAUCCAUAUUAUGAAAAAUUGUAUUAUAAUAAAAGAACGAUUGUAGUCAAAAAAGAGUAUAAAAAGUGGAUAGAACACGAUGGACCUAAUAGUAUAAUUUUAUAUACGGAUGGGUCGAGAAAUAAUGUUUCACAUAAAGUUGGAUGUGCAAUAUGGAUUGAAAAGGAAAAAAUACCCAUAUGUUAUAAACUCCCGGAGUUUAUUUCUAUUUAUUCGGCAGAACUAAUAGCUAUUCGUGAAGCUGUUAGAAUAGCUAAAAUAAAUAAGUAUAAAAAAACUAUGAUUUUAACAGAUAGUUUAAGUUGUGUAAAUAAAUUAGAGAAGUUCAUGAAUACAAUAGAAUUUGAAGAAAAAAUAUAUUUUGAAAUAUUGAAUGAUAUAGAGAUAAUUACAGGGAUUGGAAAUAACAUAAAUAUUGGAUGGGUACAAGGUCAUAUAGGUGUGGAAGGAAACGAAAAGGCUGAUGAACUGGCAAAAACAGCAAGUGUAAGCGGACAAGAAUAUAAUAAAUGCUUAUAUGGUGACAUAAUUAAGAAAAUUAAAAUUAAAUCAGAGGAGAGAUGGAAAGAAGUAUGGAGAGAAACAUCGCAAAGAAAAGGAAGGCAUUACAAAUUAUAUAAUGACUGUUUAUCGUUUAAACCAUGGUUUGAAGAGUUUAAAAAUGAAGAAAGAAGUUUUAUUGUCACCAUCAGUAGGAUAAGAACCAAACACGGAAGCUAUGCGAAACACUUGCAUAGAAUAAAAGUGAUAAAUUCAGAUAUAUGUGAAUGUGGAGAGGAAGAAGGUACUCUGGAACAUAUAAUUCUGGAAUGUAAAAAAGUUUUAUUACAAUUUGCCAUUGUUAAAAAGCAUAUUGAACGCUUUCAAAAAUUUAUAACUGCUGCAAGUAAUGUAACUAAUGUUUCUGAAUUUAGUGUAAGGAAAACAAAGUUAAAUGAAUACAUGGAGAAACUUGACCUAUUAUAUGGUGUAUUGGAAAGGCAUAGUCCAGGAGAAUUCACAAAUGAAUAUGACAAAUUUUAUGAUCUCAGCUUAUCACUAUUAGCUUCGUUGGAACAACAUAUAAGUAAGUUUGUUGUAAAAGUUGAACAAGGGCUAAAGAGUGAAGCAACGUUAGAUGUAAAAUUGCCAGUAAUCUCUCUACCUAGAUUUAACGGUGACACUAGUCAAUGGCUUUCCUUUAAAGAUAUUUAUGAAUCACCAAUACAUAAUAAUGAUAAAUUAAGCCCGGUUCAGAAACUACAUUAUUUGAAAGGAGCGUUAACUCCACCAGCUUCUAAUUUCAUUUCUUCAUUAAGUUUGACUAACGAUAACCAUAAGGUCGCUUAUGAUUUACCUUUUGAAACUUAUAAUAAUAAAUUUUUGAUUAUUAAUAAUCACUCAGAUCUUAUGAAUGAUACUUUUAAAAUUUCUUCUCCGUCCAACUUAUCGGAAACCAAUAUUACGAAAAGAGUAAUGUUGGCCACAAUUGUACAAAUAUUUGAUCCAUUGGGGCUAAUAGCUCCUAUUACAAUUGUGGGGAAAAUGUUAGUGCAGGAAUUGUUACCAAAUUUAAAAAAUAUUUCUAUACUGCGGUGCAUUUUGAAACAUUUAUCUAUUUCUGAGAUAGAAUGCCACGGGUUUGCAGAUGCAUCUCUAUCUGCAUAUGGCGCAUGUUAA